This is a messenger RNA of Ogataea angusta, 693 nucleotides long. RefSeq lists its product as uncharacterized. Bases 1 to 693 code for a protein of 230 amino acids. Gene Ontology annotation, molecular function: transcription coregulator activity. Lineage: Eukaryota; Fungi; Ascomycota; Pichiomycetes; Pichiales; Pichiaceae. The record is from RefSeq and is a predicted model, not a curated record. Gene Ontology annotation, biological process: regulation of transcription by RNA polymerase II. The transcript has a single exon. Gene Ontology annotation, cellular component: core mediator complex; mediator complex.
AUGUCCGAUUUGAUAUCCUCUCUUUAUCCGCCGCCGCCGCCGUAUGUUCGCUUUUUCACCGCCGAGAACGUGCAGCGUGCGGCAGAAUUGCGCAGACAGCACGGCCCGGACGCCGACAAAGUGCUCUCGGAGACCAAAGAUCUGCGGUUUCUUGUCCCUCCUCUGCCCCCCAACAAGCCACAGUACCGCUCUUUUGGAGACAUCUGGAACUUUGAGGACAAGUUCAUCACGCUGGAGGAGUCCGGGAUCCAGCAAUUGUACGAGGAGGCGGACAAUGUCGAGGAGGAGACGUUCACGGUGGAGCGUAUCGAGGAGCUCAAGAAAAUGACCAAGUCGCUACUGCUUAACUUCCUGGAAUUUACAGGGCUGCUGGCCAAGAACCCUGCACAGGCGCACGUGAAGAUUGAGCAGAUCCGCGUGAUUUUGAUCAACCUGCAUCAUCUGCUCAACAGCUACCGUCUGCACCAGUCGCGCGAGGGACUGAUUCUCAAGAUGGAAGAGAAGAUCAGAAACGACACAGAAACCAUCCAGAAAAUCGAAGAUACGUGUUUGCAAGUGGAGGAGCGCAUCCGGUCGCUUGUGUGGCGCGAGAAGGACGUUGAGGUUGAGCACGUCGACAAUUCGCAGAACACAGAGCCUAGCCGGGAGCAGAUCGUCGAGAGCGUAAGAAAGAGUGUUUUGGAAGGGGCCUAA